AUGGUAGUUGUGAUUGGUUGGCUUAUGAUCCUAGGGGACUUAUGGAAUGAAGCGAUUAUGAGAUCAAAGGUAGAGAAUGGGAGGAAGGGAAGCAUAAAGGCCAUAAGACGAUGCAGGGCAGCUCAAGCCGUACUCGUCAUUCAGGUGGCUUCCACUCGUGUGGUGAAGAAAAACCUCAAUCCAGUUUGGAAUCAAGAGUUCAUAUUCCCUGUCGUGGAUGAUAACCAUUUACUCAAACUGUAUGUGUGGGACAAGGAUAGAUGGGGAUGUGAUGACAAGAUGGGUAAAACUGAAAUUGAUGUGAGAGAUCUAAUGGAGAAAGAUCUGAAUUCUGGAAAGGUGGUUUCUCCAUGCAAGCAAAACUUCUUGUACAAAGAUAGCCAUAUUAUUCAGCUUCAAGGUGAGAAAAAAGUGCAAGAAGCAUGCUUGUAGUUUGGUAUAAAUACUAAAGUUGUAAUAUGACAAUUGCUUUAUAAAAAGCUUGAAAUAAAGGUGAGAAUUUUGAUAUAGAAAAAAAUAUUAGUUUAU
This is a messenger RNA of Cryptomeria japonica (Japanese cedar), 528 nucleotides long. RefSeq names its product protein C2-DOMAIN ABA-RELATED 10-like. NCBI's taxonomy places the organism in Eukaryota, Viridiplantae, Streptophyta, Pinopsida, Cupressales, Cupressaceae. The coding region runs from base 1 to 432 and encodes 143 amino acids. The transcript has 4 exons. The record is from RefSeq and is a predicted model, not a curated record.